AUGCCUGCUGCGCGCCCAAAGAAAGAGUCUACCCCUUCUUCCGAUGACGGCUUUCAUCUUCCGCAUACACACGCCGAAAACAGCAAUACCCUCAAGAAAAGACUAAAUACCUCUUCAUCCCGCUUUCCGCACCUUGUCCUGUCUUUCACUUUGAUUCAAGACAUUCUCUAUGCGCCAAUCCCAAAGUUUGUCUCGUUAGUUUUUAUCAGAGAUCCACUCACCUUCUCGUCAGGUUGUGAUGCUUGCAGAGCCCGUAAAGUCCGGUGUGCAAGAGAGAAUCCUGAUGAUCCAAAACAGUCAUGCAAGCAUUGUAUAACUUUGGGCAUUCCGUGCACCUACGAUUAUCAGCCAAAGAAAAGAGGGCCACCGAAUCUGUACCUCCGACGCUUGCAGGAGGCGGCUGCUGCAGCAAGCGACAGCCCUACUGAGGUGGACCCAUCACCUGUAUCCGCGAGAUCGAGUCCACCACACAGCGUCGGUGCUUCACACCGUGGCUCAAGGAGUCCGCCAUUUCUUGAACCAUGUGUUCCUACAGUUCCAUCUGUCCCUCUCGCGCCAUCGCAUUAUUCUACGACCGCCGACACAUAUUAUUCUUCCCAUAAUUCGCGCUCUUCGUCAUAUAACAGUUCUCACUCGUGCGAGUCCGCAAACGGUGCCAAUCUGCUCCAUUCCCACAUGUCACCGAAACACGAGUCACCUUUCACCUCACUAGAUACGUUUGGCUCAUAUCCAAUGUACGAUUGGUCUUUCAAGCAGCCUCAAAUGCUUCCAAUCUGUCCGCCUUCUACGGUCCCAGCCAUUAACUACUACUGUAGGCCCAGGCGACUCGAGGAAAUUGCACCCAGAGACACCAUCUCUCUCAUCCUUGCUCUUUUCUUCGAUUUCGUUUAUCCUCUUACGCCGUGCAUACAUAAACCCUCCUUCAUGGCGGAUUUGCAAGCACGCCGAGAAGAACAAGAUCCUCUCUUUUUUGCCUUGGUCAUGUCAACGGUAGCAUCUACACUGGUUCAAGUCCCCAGAUCAUAUCUCCCGAUGGAGCGUUCUGUUGUUAGGAAAUUAGCGCAGACUUGUUACGAAGCUAGCCGUCACAUUACGGUGGCUACAUAUGACCCGACCUCGAUGCACGUGGCGAUUCGAUACCUUGACUGCGUUUAUCAUUUCUGUGAAGGAAACGACGCCACGCAGCACGCCUGCUUUGGCGAGGCCGCACACAUAGCUAUCACCCUUCGGAUGCACGAAGAAUCGUCUUAUGAAGGCCUUGACCUUAUAGAGAGUGAAGUGCGACGAAGGAUAUUUUGGCUUCUCUUUGGAGCUGACAAGUCAAUGGCAAUCCUUCUUGGACGACCUAUUUGCUUGCGUGACGAAGAUUGUACUGUCCACUUCCCUAAGGAGUUGGAUGACGAAUAUAUUACGCCCACCGCCUACUUGCCGCAGCCACACGGGAAGACUGCUAUUUUAUCCGGUCUUAACUAUUGCUCAAGAAUUUUUGCCCUUCUUGGAGAGAUUCUCGUUCGGAUCCGAGUCGAUAAACGCUCUCCUCCUCGGGGCCAAUUUGCCACCGCAAGGCUCGAGGAGGUAGAGUCGCUUCAUAUACGAAUCAUGGCUGCCCUAAGCCAUGUCCCGGAACCGUUGCGAUUAAAGCCAACAAGCUUUCACCGACACGUCCCUGUUGAAUAUGGCGGUGCUGGUUUUCGCCGGACGACCUUUGCCGAAGUAAAAGACUUCUUCGACAAUCCCAACGCAUCUCGGGUCAAUGCUCUGAACCCAUUCCUUGUUAUGCAGGGAAAUCUUUACGUCACUCAGCAACUGGUCCGCUUUGUCAUCGAACAAUAUCGGGACGAGCUUCUCAUGUCUUUGCACGGGAACCUUGAUGAACAACAUGUUGCUCAGGAUCGUGAGGCAGUUGCGAGCAAUUUGUUGAACAUUCUACACAGUAUACCCAUCCAAUCCAUCGCGACGAAUGGCCCAAGUUUGGUACACAAAGUUCGAUUUGUGGCAUCGACAUUGCUUGAUGCCGUUCGCAAGGCCGAGACAGCGCCAGCAUCGGCUGCCCGAGCUCACGCCUAUCUUUGGGACUUCCUAAGCAUUUUAUCUGAAAUUGAAAGAAAUUAUUUGUUAGAUGACGGCACAGACGCCACCUCCAGUGGAGAUGGAAUGACCCUGGUCGGAUAA
Messenger RNA from Laccaria bicolor S238N-H82, 2172 nucleotides. RefSeq lists its product as uncharacterized. Gene Ontology annotation, biological process: regulation of DNA-templated transcription; DNA-templated transcription. Lineage: Eukaryota; Fungi; Basidiomycota; Agaricomycetes; Agaricales; Hydnangiaceae. Gene Ontology annotation, molecular function: DNA-binding transcription factor activity, RNA polymerase II-specific; DNA binding; zinc ion binding. The transcript has 12 exons. Bases 1 to 2172 code for a protein of 723 amino acids. The record is from RefSeq and is a predicted model, not a curated record.